Amphibalanus amphitrite is the source of this 5069-nucleotide messenger RNA. RefSeq names its product GRB10-interacting GYF protein 2-like (gene Gyf). The record is from RefSeq and is a predicted model, not a curated record. Lineage: Eukaryota; Metazoa; Arthropoda; Thecostraca; Balanomorpha; Balanidae. The transcript has 18 exons. The coding region runs from base 103 to 4140 and encodes 1345 amino acids. Gene Ontology annotation, molecular function: protein binding.
CCAUCUUGGCUGGCUAACGUGUCUGCGCUUGGAUUUCGAGCUGCAUUGCUGUUUUGCCGAUUUAUUUGGCGAUCAGGUUCACAUAUUCCCACGCUGACGACUAUGACGGAGACGACGCUCAAGUUUGGGCCCGAGUGGCUGCGCGCCCUGUCGCACGGCAGCGGCGGCGGCGGUGGCGGCGGACCGGGUCUUGGCUCGCCACCCGUCAGUCCCGGCUCGAUGGUGUCCAAAUACAAAACUCCCGAACACCGCUAUGGCCGCGAGGAGAUGCUCGCUCUCUAUGAGAAGGGUAUCGUGGCGCCGGACGAGAUGUCGCAGGACGGCGGCGUGUUCGUCGAAAAGUGCCAGCCGCCGGUGGCCUUCAGCAACGUGUCCGAGGAGGAAAAGAUGGCCUGGAGCUCCGGCGUCAACAGUGAGGCGGUGCUGCGGCUGACGGGCCGCGGCGGCGGGCCGGCAGCGCGCGGAGGGCGGGGCGGCUCCGUGGACAGAGGCAGAGGACGCGGCCGCGGCGCCAGCUUCGGGUUCAGAGCCGGAUACGAUGACGGCGAUGACAUGGGCUACGGCAGGCGCGACCCAGGGCCGCCCGGCUAUCUACGCGGAAAGAGCUUCGAAAGAUCGCACAGUAUGUACGACAGCGGGGAGCGGGCCGGCUGGGGUGACAGGAACGGUCUGGACGCCACAUCGCCGCGCAAGGAGCUCGGACGCGGCUCAAUCUCGGAUAACUGGCGCAGCCGCGAGCCGGCCGGCGGCGACGACCGGUGGAGGGGAAAGAUGGCGCCCAGGCCGGCCGACAAGUGGGGCAUGUCUCGGAGUGGCGGCGGCGGCAGCUGGCGGGGCGAGUCCGGUCUGGGGGCUCCCGGGCAGCGGCGCCGACCAGACGACGAGCGGCGCAGGGAGGAGCUGCCCGAGUGGGCCACGGAGUCUGGCGGGGCCGGCGGCAGUUUCGACUCCAAGGGAGAGUUCCACGGCGACUGGGGAGAGGACCCCCUCGGAGGGCACCGGGAGGGCUCCUCGGGCGCAGAGGAGCCCAAGUUUACCGAGUCGGACCGCAACCGGUCGGAGGCGAACGGUCCGCCAGGCGGCGGCAGCUCUUCUGGACCAGCUAACGCCAACAAUGACAGAGAGCCGCCUGCCGCCGAGCCGACGGGCAGCGAGGAGCGGCCGGCGCCGCCGCCAGCCGACCCUGCUCCGGCCGCGGCUCCGGCUCCCGUCCCGGCUCCCACUGCGCCGGGGCCGCCGAAGGAGCCGCCGCAGCCGCCGGCCAGCAGUGAGGCGGCCAGUAUGCAGCAGCUGCAGGAGACGGCUAAUAACCUGGUGGCCGGUCUGAUGGAGGAUGAGAAGGAGACGACGGCGGGAGGCGGGGGCGGACAGCCGGCCGCGGUGCCCGGCCAGCCGGCGGCUCCUGGGUCCGCCGUGGCGCCCGGCAGUCCCGAGCGAGACCGGCCCGAGGGCGCCGACCAGUGGUUCUACACGGACCCCCAGGGACAGGUGCAAGGCUCGUUCACGUCUGCGGAGAUGCUCGAGUGGUACCAGUCGGGCUAUUUCCGGCCCAACCUGCUCGUGCGCCGCGGCUGUGACGACACGUUCAGCCAGUUGGGGGAGCUGGAGGCGCUCUGGGGACGCGUGCCGUUCGCGCCGGGACUGACGGCGCCGCCCAUCACGAAGGCCAAGGCGUCGGCGUCCCCGGCGCUGCCGGAGCUGGACGGCAACAUGGCGGCGGUGCUGCAGCAGCAGCAGCUGCUGGUGGCACAGCAGCAGCACCAGUUCAUGCAGCAGCAGCUGCGCCAGCAGGCGGUGGCGCAGGCGCUGCUGAAACUGCAGCAGUCGGCAGAGUUUCGCGCCCAGCCGCCGGCGCAGCAGCAGCAGAUAUUGUCUCAGUACCUGAUGAGCCAGCAUAUGGCUGAGCAGCAACAGUCGAUGCUGCAGCAGGCCCCAGACUUCUUCUCUCUGCAGCAGAGUAUGCUGGGGAAGCCGGCCGUCACCCUGGCCGGCCCCGGUGUCCCGGGUAUGCCCGGCCUGGGCGCCAUACCCGGCAUCCCCGGCCUCCCCGCCAUGGGUGUGCCGGGCGCCGCGCAGAACUCGCUCCAGCACCUACUGCAACAGAUGCACCAGCAGCAACAGCAGCAGCAGUCGGCUGCCGUGCCGCCGCCGCCGCAGCCGGCCGUCAGCGAGCCGGCGCCGGCGCCCGCCAGCCGCGCCUCGGACAGCUCGCCGGACCCGAUCCAGAGUCUGAUGCAGCAGCUGUCGCGGGCCGGCCAGGCGCCGCCCGUCUCGGGCGAGUCGGUCUGGUCGGGUGGACAGCCGUGGCCGGGUGCGCCCGGCACCGGGCCCGCCGGCGGCUGGGCGUCGCGCGAGGACGCGGCCGCCGCCGCUGCUGCUGCGGCUGCUCAGCGACAGCAGCAGGAGCGGAAACUGCUGGAGGAGGCUGCUGCCCGUCAGCGGGAGGAGCGGCGCGCACUGGACGAGGCGCGCCAGAGGGAGGAGGAGCGACUGCGCUGGGAGGAAGAGCGCCGUCAGCAGGAGCAGCAGCUGGAGGAGCUGAGGCGACAGGAGCAGGAGCGGCAGCGCGCCGAGGAGCAGAGACGCCAGGAGGAGGAGAGGCAGAGGCUGGAGGAGCAGCGGAGACAGGAGGAGGAGAGGCAGCGGGCAGAGGAGCAGAGACGGCAGGAGGAGGCACGGCUCCUGCAGGAGAGGCAGCAGCAGGAGGAGAAGCGGAAGCAGGAGGAGGAGGCGAAGCGCGUGGAGGCGGCGCUUCGCGAGGAGAAGGAGCGGAAGAAGCUAGAGAAGAAGCGGGAGGAGCAGCGGAAGAAGGAGGAGCGGCAGGCGCAGGAGGAGGCGCUCCGACAGCAGCAGGAGGAAGAGCGCAAGAGGGAGGAGGAGCGUGUGCGUCUGGAGGAGGAGGAGCAGCAGCGUCUGGCGCAGGAGGCGGCCCUCCAGCGGCUGCAGGAGCAGCAGGCCCAGCAGCAGCGCGUGCAGCCGGCGCCGCCGCCGGCCCAGCCGGCCUGGUCCAGCGGCCAGCAGCCGGACGCGCCCAGCCUGUCCGAGAUCCAGCGGCUGCAGGACCGCGACCGGCGCGAGCGCGCGCACCGCGAACAGGUGGCGGCGCAGCGGCGGCGCGAGCAGCAGCUGGCGGCCACCGUGCAGCAGCAACAGCAGCAGCAGCAGAAGCUCAAGUGGGCCGCCCAGCCGGCGCCGGUGGAGGAGAGCGUCAAGUCGCUGGCGGAGAUCCAGGCGGAGCAGGCGCGGGAGCUGGCCAAGCGUCAGCAGCGUGCGCAGGCGGAGCGUCAACAGCAGCAGCAGCAGCUCACGUUCCAGCAGGCAGGUGUCUGGAGCGGCGCCUCCCAGAACCUCAGCUGGAGCAAGAUGGCAGCCGCCACGCCGGCGCCGGCCGCUGCCGCCCCCGCCGCAGCUCCCGCGCCGGCGGCCGCCCGGGCUCCGUCGGCGGCUGCCAAGGCUUCCGACUCCGCGGCGCAGCCGUCUGCCUGGGACGGCUCGGCUCGCCAGGGCACCGCCGGGCCCUGGACCGCCGCCGUGGCCAACAACAAACAAAGUACAAACUCGGCGCCCGCCCCCGGUGCGGCGGGAUUCUGGGAGCCGGCGGCCGCCACCGGCGCCGGCAAAAAGGGUAAGGGUCAGCCGACCGGCCAGCCGGCGGCGGCGCCCUCCAAGAAGAAGGCGCAGCGCAACAAGGCCGAGCAGCAGGCCGUGAUGAAGCUGUUUGUGCAGGAGGAGCCGGCCGAUGACGGCUUCCACGCCUGGGCCACGGCCACGCUCAAACGCAUGAAGGCUGACGUGGAUGUGCCGACGUUCAUCGGUUUCCUGAAGGACGUCGAGUCGCCGUUCGAGGUCAAAGACUACGUGCUCUCCUACCUGGGCGAGAACAAGGAGGCCAGCGAGUUCGCGCGCCAGUUCCUGGAGCGCCGCAGCCGCUGGAAGAACGCCACCAAGCGGGUCGAGAGUGACGACAUGUACGGACCGGCGCGGGCCGUCAACCCGGCCUCGAACGAGUUCCAGGAAGCAAAGCCAAAGGGUCGCAAAGGCAAGAACAAGAACCGGGCGGUGGACAACAGCAUCCUGGGCUUCUCGGUGACAUCCGCCGAGGGCCGGCUGAACGUCGGCGAGCGAGAGACCAUCAACUGAGCCGGCGCGGCGCGCGGCUCGAUCGGCUGUGGCCGGCCGACGCGGCUCAGGGAGGCGGCGCGGGCGGCCCAGGGGCGCCACUGGCCUCUGUGAUAGUGCCGGUCGGAGGCGGCCGGUGGGGCCGGCACAGCUAGUCAGGGCGCGCCCCGAGCCCCGCGGCGCUGCCCGUGUGACAGGGAGAGGGAGGGAGAGCACGCGGGGUGGCCGGCAGCCAGAUGCAAGGUCCAGGUAUGAGUGUUUUAUAAUUUUAUAUGCGUCGAAUUAGUCCUUGUUUCCCGCGCGCGUGUUACUGAAAUUUUAGGGUGGCUCAGAUGGUCGUGUGGGAGUGGUUGUCGGCAAGUGGAGUGUUUGUGCUGUUCAGAGACGGCCAAUAUUUGGCUGUAAAAGUGGUCUGUGGUUGCGAGUGUGUGCCUGUGGGAUCCCGUGUGCGAGAAGCCUAGAGCUCCCACAAACUGUGAGCCAACAUUGUGUGAUAGAAAUGAAUGACUGGGCAUAAGGAGCGUCUUGCCGUGCGAUAACUGAACGACGAAGCGUGCAGGACGCCGGAUUCAUCUCAAGGACUUGUUGCUCGCGAAGGUGGAAGUGCAUAAGAGUAUUUAAGUAUGUGCCAACUGUGACCUGAAGAGUGCUAGUGCGGGGCGGCGCGUCUUGUGACAGGGACGCUGCGUCGAGAGCGGUGCGAUCUGCGUUCAACACUGUGCAACUGACUGAGUGAUAGACCGCCAGCCUGCGGGCCGGGGCGGACGGGUGUUGUGCGCGCGGCGGUGUGUGGGCCCUGCUCAGUGAUGGUCCGGACGGAGCGGCGCGCCUGGCCGAGGGAUGCCUUAGAGAGGCCGCCCGGCGGACGGUGUGUCGGCCACAUUUUGUAGAAGGCGCACGACGCAGACGCCGGGCGGCGGCGGACGUUGGUGAAUAAAGGGAGACGGAGA